Glycine soja is the source of this 2235-nucleotide messenger RNA. Its product is annotated as B3 domain-containing protein Os03g0120900-like. Gene Ontology annotation, molecular function: DNA-binding transcription factor activity; DNA binding. Lineage: Eukaryota; Viridiplantae; Streptophyta; Magnoliopsida; Fabales; Fabaceae. The transcript has 3 exons. The record is from RefSeq and is a predicted model, not a curated record. Bases 321 to 1796 code for a protein of 491 amino acids.
UUAGCUAAAACUCACAUCAUCACCCCUCCCCCAUCUCCAUCUCUCUUUAACCUAUUCAGUUGUUUAGGUCAACAAUAACCCCGUUUUGAAUCUUCCAUGCCUUGUCUUUCUUUAGGGUUUGAUGAUGCCUCAUGGUCAAACAUGAAGGCACCGACUCUCUCACAAUUCUCUUGGUACAAAAUAAACACCUGCUUUUCUUUGUUUCCUUCACAGCCUCACAUAUCUAUCUCUACCUACUCAAAUAUCUUCUUAGCUCCAAAUUCAUAUUUUUCUUGAGGCUAUAACUAGCAGAAUUGAAGGUGGGUUCAGUGUAUAAUUUUAUGGAGUUGAUGCAAGAAGUGAAAGGGUAUUCUGAUGGCAGAGAGGAGGAGGAGGAGGAAGAGGAAGCAGCAGAAGAAAUCAUCACAAGAGAAGAAAGCAGCAGGUUGUUACACCAGCACCAGGAGGCAGCAGGUUCCAAUUUCAUCAUCAACAAUAAUCAUCAUCAUCAUCAACAUCACCACCACCACACAACAAAGCAGCUAGACUUCAUGGACUUGUCACUUGGUAGCAGCAAGGAUGAAGGGAAUUUGCAAGGAUCAUCUUCUUCUGUCUAUGCUCAUCAUCAUCAUGCAGCAAGUGCUAGUUCUUCUGCCAAUGGUAACAACAACAACAGCAGCAGCAGCAACUUGCAGCAACAGCAGCAGCAGCCUGCUGAGAAGGAGCACAUGUUUGAUAAAGUAGUGACACCAAGUGAUGUGGGGAAGCUGAACCGGUUGGUGAUACCAAAGCAGCAUGCUGAGAAGUAUUUCCCUCUUGAUUCCUCAGCCAAUGAGAAGGGUCUGUUGCUGAAUUUUGAGGACAGGAAUGGUAAGUUGUGGAGGUUCAGGUACUCCUAUUGGAACAGCAGCCAGAGCUAUGUGAUGACCAAAGGUUGGAGCCGUUUUGUUAAGGAGAAGAAGCUUGAUGCUGGUGACAUGGUGUCCUUCCAGCGUGGUGUUGGGGAGUUGUAUAGGCAUAGGUUGUACAUAGAUUGGUGGAGAAGGCCUGAUCAUCAUCACCAUCACCAUCAUGGCCCUGACCAUUCAACCACACUCUUCACACCUUUCUUAAUUCCCAAUCAGCCUCAUCACUUAAUGUCCAUCAGAUGGGGUGCCACUGGCAGAUUGUACUCCCUCCCUUCCCCAACCCCACCACGCCACCAUGAACACCUCAAUUACAACAAUAACGCCAUGUAUCAUCCCUUUCAUCACCAUGGUGCUGGAAGUGGAAUUAAUGCUACUACUCAUCACUACAACAACUAUCAUGAGAUGAGUAGUACUACUACUUCAGGAUCUGCAGGCUCAGUCUUUUACCACAGGUCAACACCCCCAAUAUCAAUGCCAUUGGCUGACCACCAAACCUUGAACACAAGGCAGCAGCAACAACAACAACAACAACAAGAGGGAGCUGGCAAUGUUUCUCUUUCCCCUAUGAUCAUUGAUUCUGUUCCAGUUGCUCACCACCUCCAUCAUCAACAACACCAUGGUGGCAAGAGUAGUGGUCCUAGUAGUACUAGUACUAGUCCUAGCACUGCAGGGAAAAGACUAAGGCUAUUUGGGGUCAACAUGGAAUGUGCUUCUUCAACAUCAGAAGACCCCAAAUGCUUCAGCUUGUUGUCCUCAUCUUCAAUGGCUAAUUCCAAUUCACAACCACCACUUCAGCUUUUGAGGGAAGAUACACUUUCGUCAUCAUCGGCAAGGUUUGGGGAUCAGAGAGGAGUAGGGGAACCUUCAAUGCUUUUUGAUCUGGACCCUUCUUUGCAAUACCGGCAGUGAUAAAAAAACAAAUUGAGAUGAAGAAACAAAAUAAUGAAGAAGAUACGAGUUUGAUCUAAAGUCACCACCUACCUGGGCUAGCAGCUACACUCUCUUUUGCAGCAUUUUUAUUAUAUUUUUAAUUUCUUUCUUUCUCUUUCUCUUUUGUUCUUUCAUCAGCUACAAAGGAAAGAAAAUGCUCUCCCAGACUUUCUUCUUCUUCUUCUUUUGAUCAGUAAUUAGUCUUUAGCUUUUGCUCGUUUUUGAAGUCUUUAGUACGUUUAGAACUGCUCAAUGAAUUUAUUAGAACUCGGGAUUUGGGCCCAUGAAGAAAUGGAACAUCCAUCGUUUCACAACCUAAAGAGGGAAAUGAUAUCCAUGGAGAUCAAAUUACGUUUAGACCUUUUUUUUCAAUUGUGUAUAAUACAAUACAAAUAUAUAUUAUUUAUAUUUAUUAUUA